AUGUCUCAAAUCGGCGACCACGCCUCUCCCGGCUCGGAGGACCCUGAUGCCGUGGUUGCCCAGAUCAUGAAUCAAUUCGAGAGCUCACUCGAAGUACCCACGCUGUCCACCGCAGUUGGAGUUGCUCUUCCUACAAUUGAAAACGCACACGAAUACGAGUACCUACCUGGUCAUUUUGUGAUCCGUCGAAUCCUCCGGCUGGACGCGGAGGAUCCAAAGAAGCCAUCCUACACUGUUCGCCUGCAGAGCGGCGAACGUGCAACAAUGCCUCACGACAGACUCAUGCAAUUGGAGAACAGCGUCUCAGCCCUCGACAACUUCAACCCCGAUUCCGAUUCCGAUGAUGAGUUGGUGGUGGUUGGAAACCGCUCUAUCUCGCCCCAACAUCAUUUUGGCGGGGAUGGAGCAUCGGAUAGCUCAAGCGUGGGCGGCUCUGGACGCAGAAGGACUCGGAACAAACGACGUCGUACCACUGCGGCUGUAGGCCAGUAUGCUUCGUUUUACCGAUUUGAGGACAGCGACCAAAGCAGCAAUGAGGAUGACGAGCCAGGUCGAUCAAGUCGAUCACAUACAUAUGCAAGGCGCAGGCUUCGGCGGGGCAGCCGAAAGUCAGACCAGAUGUCCACGACUCCUUCGGAAGGCUACUCGACCUCCAAUCCCAACAGGCGUAAAUCAUCUCGGACUAGGAGGAGUUUGCGUGGGAAUCUGCGAGAGCGAUUUGAAGAUGACGUUUCUGAGACGGAGAGCAUUCGCCCAAGACAGCAGAAAUAUUCUGGUGCUAGAGAAGCAUUCCAAGAGAUUCCGCGCGAUGAUGAUUUCAGAAUCCGACACUUUGCGUGCUGCGCUACGUGCAGUAUCUAUGAAGACGACCCAGAGAAGGGAGAUCUUGUUUUUUGUCAAGGUUGCAGCUCAUCAUACCAUCAAGUUUGUCUGGGGCCCCGAACCACCCGGGAUCAUCUCGUCACCAAGAUUGACGAGGGCAACUUUAUCCUGCAGUGUCGCAGCUGUCUGGGAAUUGCCAACGAAAAGCAUGAUGUUGCUCCACACCUAGGGUUCUGCGCAAUUUGCAAGGAAAAAGGACCCAUGUCAGAGCCACUCAGACAGCGUUUGACAUCAAAAGAAGAACAGCAGCUUCGUGUCGCCAAUGGAGGCACAGACCCCAUCACGCGAGUCGAUAUGGCUCAGGUGAACAACAUCGACAAUGUUCUUUUCAGAUGUGCUAGCUGCCAGCGGGCUUUCCACUCAAAACACCUCUCCUCGGUGAAAGGGGAUGAUGACGCGGAAGUGUUUGCAGACCAUAUCAAGCACUGGCAAUGCAGUGAUUGCUCCGAGGCCCUUGGCGAAAUUGAUGAGCUUGUUGCAUGGCGUCCCGUUGAUGCACAGCUCAAGAAUUCAGCAGGCCUCAUCGGCGAGGCGGUUCCAGAGAUCGAGAAGGAAUAUCUCAUCAAGUGGAAACAAAAGUCCUACUUCCGCACUAGGUGGAUGCGAGGAGAUUGGGUUUGGGGUUUUGGCAGUCCUGCCAUGCGCCGAGCGUUCUACAAUUCACCCAAGUCUGACAAACCGAUCUGGACGACCGAGAAAGCGAUUCCCGAGGAAAACUUGCGAGUCGACAUCGUGUUUGAUGUGACGUACCGAGAAGGUACCAAGACAGAAGAUGAAAUGGACCCGGAGAUGGUCGAAUCAGCCUUUGUGAAAUACAAGGGAUUGAACUAUGAAUCUUCUGUGGUAGAAUCGCCUCCCGAUCCGCUUGAUAAUGACCGAUGGGAUGAUUUCAAAGUUGCUUUCGGCGACUGGCUCUUGCGUGACAUAAUCCAACCUCCCAACCGAAGCGUUUUGAAGGCCCAUUUAUCGAAAAGUCGGCAACAAAAUUUUAAGCAAGACCUGGCCUUACGGGUCCAGCCCGAACUCCUGACUGGCGGCGAACUCAUGGAAUACCAAAUGGAUGGUAUCAACUGGCUUUACUACAAGUUUCUCAGAAAAGAGAAUGCUGUCUUAGCUGAUGAUAUGGGUCUUGGUAAAACUGUCCAAGUUAUUGGCCUUUUCGCAACCCUCAUUCAAAGACAUCAAUGUUGGCCGUUUCUGGUGGUGGUACCCAACUCGACUGUUGCGAACUGGCGACGCGAGAUCAAAAUGUGGACGCCGCAUGUUCGGGUAACCACAUACUUCGGCUCGGCAUUUUCACGUCAAACGGCUAAAGACUACGAAAUGUUUCCCCAAGGGGGGCGUGAUCUCCGGUCGCAUGUCGUCAUUGCGUCAUAUGAGAGUAUGGUCGACGACGAUGCCAAGGAAAGAGUUCUGAAAAAGGUGCACUGGGCAGGUCUGGUUGUCGACGAAGGACAGCGUCUCAAAAAUGACAAAUCUCAACUUUACGAAUGUCUUCGUCGCAUGAAGUUCGACUUUAAGGCCAUUCUUACUGGCACGCCUCUUCAAAAUAACAUUCGAGAGCUGUUCAAUCUGCUUCAAUUCAUCAAUCCCGACCUUGAUGCCGAAGAACUUGAGGAGCGCUAUAGUGAAUUGAACAAGGAGAACAUUAGUGCUCUUCAUGAGAUGAUUCGGCCGUGCUUUUUGCGUCGGACCAAGGCCGAGGUUUUGCCCUUUCUGCCACCGAUGGUGCAGAUCAUCCUACCUGUUUCGAUGUCUGUCGUGCAGAAAAAGCUCUACAAAUCAAUCCUCGGGAAAAAUCCCGAGCUGAUCAAAAUGAUCUGCAAGAAGCAAACAGGCCAGUUAAAAAAGGCAGACCGGCACAAUCUGAAUAAUAUUCUCGUUCAGCUCAGAAAGUGUCUCUGCCAUCCGUUCCUCUAUAACAGAGACAUCGAAGAGCAAACCCAUGAUCCACUCAUGACUCAUCGGCAUUUGGUAGAGGCCUCUGGAAAGCUUCAAUUGCUAAAUCUGAUGCUGCCAAAGCUGCGUGAGCGCGGAAACAGAGUUCUCAUCUUCAGUCAGUUUCUGCAGAACUUGGACAUCGUUGAAGACUUUCUCACUGGUCUUGACCUGAAAUACUGCCGCCUGGAUGGAAACUUGUCAUCUCGGCAGAAGCAGCAACAGAUCGAUAGUUUCAACGCUGAAGAUUCUUCUUAUUUCGCCUUUCUCCUGUCUACUAGAUCCGGCGGCGUGGGAAUCAAUCUUGCCACUGCAGACACUGUGAUCAUCAUGGACCCAGACUUCAACCCUAAGCAAGACAUGCAAGCUUUGUCUCGUGCUCAUCGAAUCGGUCAAAAGAACACCGUUCUUGUGUUUCAUCUGACAACAAAAGCUUCUGUGGAAGAGAAAAUCAUGCAAAAGGGCAAAAAGAAGCUCGCGCUGGACCAUGUGCUCAUUGAGCGCAUGGAGGCGGACGAAGACGAAGAGGAUCUGGAGUCAAUUCUCAGACAUGGUGCUCAAGCACUUUUCGAGGAUGAUGAUGCCGCCCAUGUCCAGUACGACUCUGAAUCAAUCGAUAAGAUCCUGGAUCGCAGUCAGGCUGAAAAGGCGGAGGAUAUUUCUGGCAGCACUCUCAAUGGAUCGUCUGGCCAGCCCCAAUUCAGUUUCGCGCGCAUAUGGCAAAACGACCGAGGCACACUUGAAGAGGUGACCGAAACAGACGACACGCCUGUAGACGACACUGUUUGGGAACAGAUCUUGCAGGAGCGUGAGCAGGAUGCCAUCGAAGAAUCCUAUCGAAAGGCGGAGGGCUUCGGUCGGGGCAAACGCAAGCGAAAUACUGUGAACUACGAAACCAGAGAGGAAGAGGUCCAUGACUUUGAUGGGAUUCAAUCAUCUCCCUUUAAAGCUUCCCAAAAGCAAGCUCUUGAAAGCGACACCGAUUUUCAGCAGGAAGACAAUGGCGAGGCAUCCGAUUCUCCAGAUGAAGCAAAUGACAUGGAAAUAGACAAUAUGGACAUUGGUAUGCCGCCUGUCAAUGUGAAGACUCGUCCGUUCAAGCGAGUGCAGCUGCCACCGCCACCAACCUCGCUGUCCGUGAGCGGCGAUGGGACCCAAGAUAUUACUCGCCAUGCUUGCAUUGUAUGCAGUCAACACCAUGCCCUUGGUCGCUGCCCGUUGAAGCUGGCUGGCAUUGAGCAUUGUCCCCUCUGUGGGCUGGCGCACUUUGGCAGAAACCGAAGUUGCCCCCAUCUACGCAGCGAAAUUCAAGUUAAACGCAUGGUGGAGGCUUUGAAGGCGAGCAAAGAACCUCCCGGGUAUGUCGCCAUAGCCAAAAAAUAUCUCCAGGGUAUUUUGGGGGACCUCGGUCAGCGCGCACGCAAGAAGGCUGCGAAGGAGGCAGAGCGAGAACUUAGCCGAAGCAUGCUUCAGGCUCCAGCACCUUCGGCUCCAGCUCCAGCUCCGCAAACCACCCCGCAUUCUAUGCAGCAAUAUUCUUCUGCGAUGACUUCGGCUCCCAAUCCCGAGCCCCUCGGUCAACACGGUUCGGUUUCGUCAAACGAGUUCGCUCUUCAAUACCAGCAGACGCAUUCUCAGCAGCCCAGUCACUCUCAGCAAUACUAA
This is a messenger RNA of Penicillium cosmopolitanum, 4485 nucleotides long. RefSeq lists its product as uncharacterized. Gene Ontology annotation, cellular component: chromatin; nucleus. Gene Ontology annotation, molecular function: ATP binding; ATP-dependent chromatin remodeler activity; chromatin binding. The transcript is spliced from 3 exons. NCBI's taxonomy places the organism in Eukaryota, Fungi, Ascomycota, Eurotiomycetes, Eurotiales, Aspergillaceae. The coding region runs from base 1 to 4485 and encodes 1494 amino acids. Gene Ontology annotation, biological process: chromatin remodeling; negative regulation of transcription by RNA polymerase II. The record is from RefSeq and is a predicted model, not a curated record.